Molecule: messenger RNA, 3061 nt
Organism: Phascolarctos cinereus (koala)
Lineage: Eukaryota; Metazoa; Chordata; Mammalia; Diprotodontia; Phascolarctidae
Gene: TNFRSF4
Product: TNF receptor superfamily member 4
Biological process (GO): inflammatory response
Molecular function (GO): tumor necrosis factor receptor activity; protein binding
Source: RefSeq, a predicted model, not a curated record
AAAAGAAAAGAAAAAAGAAAAGAAAAAGGGCAUAGUGUCCAGGAAUAAGGAAAUGACAGCCUUGUACUCUCUACCCUGGUCAGACCAUAUUGUGUUCCAUAUUUAAUAGAUGAGGCUUGUAAACUGUUGGUAAUCCAGAGGAAUACCAGGGUGGUGACUGGUCUCCAGUUCAUGUCACAAAGAUAGGUUGAGGGAACUAGAGAUGUCUAUUCUGGAGAAAGAAAGACGCAGGGUGGGGAAAGAUGAAGGGGACACGUGAGAGCUGUCCUCAAGUGUUGGGAGGGACCUCGGUAAAGGAGGGACUUGUCCCAGACGACAGCUAGAACCAGGAGCAGUAGAGAGCAGUUGGAAGCCAAUUCAGGCUUGAUUUCAGGGAGGCCCUUUCUAACCCAUAGAGAGGAGGGAGCAGGGGCCUCCUCAAAUCUUCAGACAAAGGCCGGACUACCCCUCUCUCAAGCACACUGCAGGAGAGUGCAUUUUCCAGGUGCAGACUGUGAUAGGGGGGCCUCCGAGGUUGGUCCAGCUGAGAUUCUGUGAUUCUAUGAAAAAACAACCACCCCAACAUCCGCCGAAAGGGGCUUUCCCUUGUGAAGGAGGAAGGGUUUUUGGCGACCUGAGCUCUCAGUGCAGGCAGAGGCCGUGGAACAGAGGGAGGCAGGAAGAUGACUGGUUGGCACAGGUACCUGUGGAGGCUCGUGACGCUCCUCUGCCUCCUCGCUGCCCAGCUGCGCCUCGCCUCUCUGCACCAGUGUGGCAAGAACUCCUACAGCUCAGCUGGUCAGUGCUGCCAGUACUGUAAGCCUGGCUUUGAGAUGGUAAGUCGCUGUACCGACAGAGAGGACACCCGGUGCAAACCCUGUGCCAAGAGGCUCUUCAAGGAAGGAUUCAGCUAUGACUUCUGCCAGCCCUGCACCCAGUGCCAUGUCGGGAGCGGGAGCCAGGUCCUCAAGAAUUGCACAGCGUCCAGUGACACCGUGUGUCAAUGCACCCCAGGGACCCAGCCCGUUGAAACCUUCAAGUGGGGAGUGGAAUGCUCCCGUUGUCCCCCGGGACACUUUUCCCUGGGAGAAAACAGCAUGUGUAAACCAUGGACCAACUGCACGGCCAUAGGCAAACGGACCCUGCGAGCCGGUAGUCCUCAGGCCGAUGCUGACUGUGAGGAUGCCAGGACUCCGGGGCCCCCCCGAAGCCCUCCAACAUCUGCCCGGACCACGACCACCAGCUCCUCCUCCUCCACAGCGCACUUGAGGGUCACCACACAGAGCGUAGGAGUGCUGAGCACCUUCCAGUCCCUCCCUGACAAGCCCUGGUCUCCAUUCUCUGUCAUCUUCCUGGUGCUACUUCUGCUCUUGGUGUUUGGCGUGGUUAUGUUGGUACUCGGGAUCUCCUUGUCCAAGAGGGACAAGAGGCAGCUGCCUGCAAUUUGGAAGCCCCCAGGCACACACAGUUUCCGGAUGCCCAUCCAAGAGGAACACCAGUCCAGCCUAGCCAAGGUCUGAGGCCGUGGAGACCACAGACAGUGGCCAUCCUUCCCUCCCUCCCUCCCUUCCUCUCCCCAGGUUGACUGGACUUGCUGUCGGAAGACUAGGGGCCUCAGGGAGCUCUCUCCGUCCAGCUUUUUCUCCUACCCUACCCCCAGGUCCAAGCUACUCUUCUAGCAGCCCAGACUCCUAGAUCCCAUGGGGGUUGUUAAGGUUUCCUCUGUACCUCUUUCUGAAGGCAACCGCUGGGGUUUGUUGUGUCUAGAAGCUCACCUGAGUUCUAGGGGGCUUGCAUUUCACAGUAACUAUACAGGCUUAGCCAGUACAAACCCUCAGAAUCUGAGAGUUGGAAGGAACUUCCAGGACCGUCUUGUCUAAUCCACACCCAGAGAAGUCCCCACUCUAACACGCCCAAUGAGUGGUCAUCUGGCCUGUGCUUGAAAGCCAGACCUAGCUCUCAUUGGUCAGUGGUUCUUCCCCCAGUGGAAGGAGCACAGGUCUGGCUGUCAGAGGUCCUGGCUGUCCCACUUAGACUGUGUGGUCUUAGGUGAGUCCCUUGGGCUUUCUAGGCCUCAGCUUCCUCUUUUCCAAAAUGACCUCGAAGGUGCCUUCCAGCUCUGUCCUUUUAAUGAGUGUUUAACCAUUUUACAAAAACACAGACAUGGGUCUUCUCACGCAGAAAGAUUCUCAGGGACAGAUGACGCAGGGCCUAAAGAAGGGCAGGUGGCCAGAGAUCCUCCUGACCCCUUUCAUCUUUCCACACCUUUAGUUCUGUCACUGAAAUGAGCCCCAAGGCCAGCAUCCCCUGCUUCUGUCCAAAUUCCGUGGCCCCAUCCCCUCUGCUGACCUGGCAGCAGUGCUAGCUCAGGAUGGGUUUCUGCCUCCUGUCCUCUUCCUCUGUCUUCUGUUGCCGUGUUCCCAAAGUCUGGGGCUAAGCCCUGCUGCUGAUUCCCAUUCCCACAUUCACACUCUUGGUCCUCGCCUCCUCCCCUUCAAAAAAAUUGAGAAAUUCCUGGUCAUUGUUCUUUGAGCAUUGUUCCACUCUCCAGACAUAGCACCCACCUCCUUCCCUUGGACCUGCCCCCAUAUCGAGUCUCUAACACUCUGUCUGCCGUCGUUCCCCACUGUGGCUGGUCGCUCUCCAGCUGUCCCUCCCCCUUCCCCAUUUCUGGACAUAACCCCCCCACUCUCUAUGAUAGCAGAGUGCUGAGCUGCUGGGGGUGGGGUAGGGAGACCAAAUAGUGCAGUUUUGUCUUCCCUGAAUAUUCACCCCUAUGGGGUGUCCUGGCCUGUGGCCGGAGCCUUGUGGGGGGCCUCUGGGCCCCUUUCCAGGGAGCUGAGCUUACCCCUCUGUGGCUGAGCCAUGAAAGCUGGGGGGCAGCCGUCAUGUAGCAGUGCUGACUCUGGAGUCGGAGGCUCUGUAUGCGGUUUAUUGUAUAAACUCUUGGGCUGGUAAGGCAGCCUGGAAACUGAGGAGGGCCUGGGGGCUGUUUGGCCAGCUUGGGCGGGGGAGAAAUGGAGGGGGAGAGAGAGAGAGAGAGAGAGAGAGACAGAGAGAGAGAGAGAGAGACAGACAGACA